AUGGCUGCUCGUGCUGCUGCUGCUGAUCUUGCCAAGAUCUCCAACCUGGGACUGGGCAAGAACACGCUCGCCCAGAUUUCGGCGUUCCGCAAGCGCGCCGACGACGCCAAGCGCCAGCUCGCGCAGCUCCAGCAGCAAAAGACGGACGUCGACUUUGCACACUACAACAAGCUCAUCCGCAACAAGGACGUCGUCUCCCAGGCGCAGAAGAUCCUCGCCGAGUUCAAGCCCGUGACGUACGACGUCCAGGCCCAGCUCAAGGCCAUCGACGCCUUCGAGUCCAAGGCUGUGCGUAUCUGCCCUUCUUUCCGACAUUUCUCGCUCAGUCCUCGCCCGCAUCGUCGCUUCGUCGCAUCGUCGCAUCAUCGCAUCCGCAUCGCAUCGCAUUCACCAAACGUUCCAUCGCAUCGCAUCUUCCGACACAAGCGUGCAUCCACUCGAUUUCGCAUCGGCACGCCCGAGUCGGAAGCUCCCCGACGUGCACACUCCCCGACUCGUCUGCUCGCUUCACACCGUCGCUCUCGGCAUCUCCGCCCCGCCGCUGCUGUGCUGUGCAGACGCGCUUGCACUUUCACACGCGCACUAGAGAGCGCCGUCGUUGGAUCCAGAAUGCGCGGCGUGAGAACCGCCGCCAUUCCACCUACUGCCAAGAUCGGAUCGAUCGACACACAGCACACUCCAUCACCGCCCACGCCCUUGCAGAAGCUGCCAUCCGUCGGCCGUUCCAGCACCGUGUUAAUGCGCCUUAGUACCCGCACCGCCCUCAUCUCCGUCGAGCAAGCGCAGGCGACGGCGUCCAAGAUCGAGGCGGAGCUCAAGGACCUCAAGGCGACGCUCAAGAACAUUGAGGAGGCACGACCGUUCAACCAGCUCAGCGUGGACGACGUGGUUGCCGCGCGCCCCGAGAUCGGCCGCACCGUCGACGAGAUGGUCAAGAAGGGCAAGUGGACCACGCCAGGCUACGACGAGAAGUUCGGAACGGGCGUGGAGAGCCGAGAUCGGUCGGCGGUGACCGGUGUGCCAAAGUUCAAGGAGGUUCUCUGCCCGCGUCGACGUCGCACCCCUCGAAGCGGAAAUUUGGCGCGCUCCGGGCCCUUGGCUCAAGCACCGCGCUGGGCUGCUGUGAUUCGCGCCGCGCCAAACCCAGCAGCUCCGGCCAGCUUUGGAUCUUCUCCACCGUCAUCCACCAAACCCAUCAAGGAUACGGAUCGGAUCUUCGGCAGGAUGGCUUACUCGUCGGCCGGGGUCAGGGAGAGGCAUCAUUCGCCGCAGAGCACGGCGUUCAGACUUGGGACGCGGAUCAUCAGCUCGCACCGACCAAGCCUCACUUGCACAUGGGGAUUCGAAUGGCGAUACGCUGCCUCGCAUUGGACAGCGUUGAACAGCAUUGUAUGGCCGCACGGUGUUUUCGCGCAGGCUGCAGCCAUCCGACCUACGCGGAGGUGGAUGCACAUGUCGCCAUGCAACGCUCCAGCAGUUGCCAAUGACCAUGUUCUCGCGACGCACGCCCGCUCGGCCUUUGAUCCGGCAACCGCCUCGCGACCGGCCACACCAACACGCACUACGCAGCGCCCACGCAGACGACCUACGCCCUCGUUUUAG
Messenger RNA from Moesziomyces antarcticus, 1602 nucleotides. RefSeq lists its product as uncharacterized. The transcript is spliced from 6 exons. Gene Ontology annotation, biological process: proton motive force-driven ATP synthesis. Bases 1 to 1602 code for a protein of 533 amino acids. The record is from RefSeq and is a predicted model, not a curated record. Gene Ontology annotation, molecular function: proton transmembrane transporter activity. NCBI's taxonomy places the organism in Eukaryota, Fungi, Basidiomycota, Ustilaginomycetes, Ustilaginales, Ustilaginaceae.